UCGCGGGGCUCCGGCCGCGGCGCGGAGCGGAGCGGGACCGGGGGAGCCAGCGCCCCGAUGGCAUCACCCAUCCUCAGCUCUGCCACCGCUCCCCUGCUUUCCCCUCGGCAGGACGGGGCUGAGCACUUGGGCUGAACAAUAGCGGCUGGAAAACAAUGGAGCGGCUGCACCUUGGUGCUUAGGGACACCGGACGGACGGACGGACGGAAUCCCAGCUCCAAAAAUAACGCCUGGGCCGGAGCCACCACGACACCGGCUCACGGCAGCCGCCCACCCAGCACCGUGGGGCCAGGGAAGGAUCUGCCGGCAGGAGCUCAGCUCCCAUGAAAGAGGAGCAGGAGGAUGGAUUACGGCGGCUGCGAGCUCCUGGUUCCCUGUGGCAAAGACAAAUACAUCUCCAAAAAUGAGCUGCUCUUACACUUGAAGACCUACAACAUCUACUACGAAGGGCAAAAUCUGCAGCUGCGGCACCGGGAGGAGGAAGGGGAACUGAUCGUGGAAGGGCUGCUGAACAUCUCCUGGGGCUUGCGGCGCCCGAUCCGCCUCCAGAUGCAGGACGACAAUCAGCGCAUCCGGCCCCCGCCCUCCUCCUCCUCCUGGCACUCGGGCUGCAACCUGGGAGCCCACGGCUCUGUGCUGAAGCCCAGCACCUUGCCAGACAUCCAGGUCACGGACGCGGAGCCCACGCCGAGCACGGAGGCUCCAGGGAAUGUCACAGGCAGCAAGGGGGGGCCGGAGGAGACGCCGCAGCUGAUGCGGACGCGGAGCGACGUGGGCGUGCGGCGCAGGGGCAGCUCCCGCACGCCCAGCGAGCAGCGCCGCAUCCGCCGCCACCGCUUCUCCAUCAACGGACACUUCUACAACCAUAAGACCUCGGUGUUCACGCCGGCGUACGGCUCUGUCACCAACGUCCGGAUAAACAGCACCAUGACCACCCCCCAGGUCCUUAAGCUGCUGCUCAACAAAUUCAAGAUCGAAAACUCAGCAGAGGAGUUUGCCCUUUACAUCGUCCACACCAGUGGAGAGAAGCAGAAGCUCCGAGCCAGCGACUACCCCCUGAUCGCCCGCAUCCUGCAGGGGCCCUGCGAGCAGGUCUCCAAGGUCUUCCUCAUGGAGAAGGACCAGGUGGAAGAAAUCACCUAUGAUGUUGCCCAGUACAUCAAAUUCGAGAUGCCUGUCCUCAGGAGCUUCAUCCAGAAGCUGGAGGAAGAGGAGGAUCGGGAAGUGAAGAAGCUAAUGCGCAAGUACUCCAUCCUCCGGCUGAUGAUCGAGCAGAGGCUGGAGGAGAUCUCUGAAGGUCCAACAGCCAUGUGAAAGGCUUCACCAGCACCCUGGCUCGGGGUUGUACCACACCAAGGUCCGAUGCACUGUACCAAAUCCCACACCUCCACCGUUCCUGGAGCGCUCCCGAUGUCCACCUGGAUCGCUCCAGCUCUGAGCCAACCCAUCCCCCACACCCUCAGCUGUGCAGCAUCCUCGGGGGCCCCCCCUCUGCAGAUGGGGAUUUUCCCAGCAAGGCUCUGGCCAGUGGCAGCUUCAGCCAAAACCUCACAUCCCUGGAAAUCAUCAGGGGAAAAUCAGGAGGAGAUCCACGAGCAGGGCAAAGCCACCACAGGCAGACGCCGGCUGCAAGCAUUCGGGAGCAAGACUUUCACAGCUCCAUGGAAUGGGUUGAGUUGGAAGGGACCUUCAAGAUCAGCCAGUUCCAACCCCCUGCCAGGGGCAGGGACACCUCCCACCAGCCCAGCUUGCUCAAGGCCUCAUCCAGCCUGGCUUUGAGCACCUCCAGGGAGGAAACAUCCAUGACUUUGGGACUCAAGUUAACGAGGUUCCCCUCCAGUGAUGCCCACCGUGGCUGCUGGGGGAGGACUCACAAGAGAGCACAACUAACUCCUCUUUAGACACACACACAAAAAGCACAUUUCUAUUGCAAUAAUUGGCAGGUGAAGGGAAGCUCCAAAAAAUCCAAAGGGUGGGCUGAGAACUGGGG
Messenger RNA from Dryobates pubescens (Downy woodpecker), 1990 nucleotides. RefSeq names its product Ras association domain family member 2 (gene RASSF2). The transcript has 12 exons. Gene Ontology annotation, biological process: regulation of non-canonical NF-kappaB signal transduction; signal transduction; positive regulation of JNK cascade. The record is from RefSeq and is a predicted model, not a curated record. Gene Ontology annotation, cellular component: cytoplasm; nucleus. NCBI's taxonomy places the organism in Eukaryota, Metazoa, Chordata, Aves, Piciformes, Picidae. Bases 343 to 1314 code for a protein of 323 amino acids.